AUGGAAGCCUCACUCCGCCCACGUGAGUCCUGGGGCAGGCGGGCCACACCAGGAGCUGCUGUCAUUUCUUGGUUCCAGCUCAUCGACUCAGCCUUUGGAGAAGACAUCUUGGUUUUAUUCCACCUCGGAGAAGUGAACUGUAGGCCUUCUUUUCUCUUCCUGAAUCUCUCACCAUCUUGCCGUGAGAAGGUAUCUGAUAUGAAUGUCAGCAUGGGAAGCACAGCCCUAAGUCAGAAAACAUUCAGGUACCCAGGCGGGCUGCCUGUUGCCCAUAGAUGGACUGUUCACACAGCUAUUAACGGCAGCAUUCCUGGGCCCAGGAACUGGGCCAAUAAGCUUACUUGCUCAGGCUUUGUGACAAGAAAGUCUGAGUAG
Messenger RNA from Rangifer tarandus platyrhynchus (Svalbard reindeer), 375 nucleotides. The record is from the annotation of a GenBank genome assembly. NCBI's taxonomy places the organism in Eukaryota, Metazoa, Chordata, Mammalia, Artiodactyla, Cervidae.